AAGAAGGUUAGGCGGCACAGGAAAAUUCAAAAUAAAAGUGUACAUACUUUGCUCGCAUUCUAAAAUGGCAGCACUGUUCCUUCAAAACUUUUAUUUUGAAAGCAACAAGUAAUUCGACUAGGAAUUGAUUUGCAACGUUUUCAAAACGAAACGAUUUUGUGAACAGUCUUACAACAAAGGGGGUUUGAAAGUUUACUUCCUCAACUUGCCGGUACAUGUCCUGCACGUCGGUGGGCAGGUGUGAGUAUUAUUCAUGAGUGGGAGUUUAAACGGUGUGGCGGGCGAACAGCCGGACUUUCUCCAACACUGACCUCCUGAUGGACGGAGAUCAGCUGCAGCCUGACAACAGAUGUUUACAGAGUUUCCCUAAGCUGCCGCUGUGGAUCAUCGAGCAUGUUUGGGCUCACAAACUCAUUGAUCUACAGGAAGUUGUGACCUCGUCAAAAUGGCCAGAAAUCAACUCACAACCUCUUAGCCUUGAAGAUUCAUGGAGGUUGCGUGUUGGCUCUGCUCAGGUGUAUUUCAUGGUGAAGAACAGGGACACGGAGCAGUUUGAGAGAGCGCUGGAAUUUCUGGAAGCAACUUUCAGCCUUCUGCCGGGACUGGUGGCUCCCAUCAAACACAUGAAGAUCAUGUUCGGCCUUAAAACCAUGGUCAUUAUACAGAUGCUGAGGGAGGGCCGAGGAACGGUUGACACAGUGUUUAAAAUCAACCAGUUCUUCCCGGGGAAACUACCUCAGUACCAAAACCAAUGUAACCAACACCAAAUGUUCCUAAUGAAGAAGAACCAUCUGGAAUUCAAGCAUUUCGCACAAGCGCUAGCAAUGGACAAGGACAAACUCAAAGAUUAUGUGGAGAAUCAGAUGGAGGAGCAGUACGGUGAGCAUUAUGCUCAAAAGGUAGAGGACAGGCUGCUGCACUAUCUGCACAGCCUGGAGACGAUGCUGCCAGGAGAUACCUACGUGGAUAAGAUACUAAUGAAAAACAGUCCUGUGACUGAGGAGGAGAAGCUGCUGGUGGAAGUUGUGACUUCUGCCCCGCUGACCAUAGCGACAACUCUGAAGAAACUGCUGCAUUGUGAUGUUGCUUCCUGUUGUUCAGAGAUGGAUUCUGAGUCAUCAGAAAAUGGAAAGAAUGAAAUGGAGAGCUCACAAUUCAUAAAGUCUGCUCUGCAUGGAAGACACCUGCAUGAGACUGACCAAGGUGUGUCUAAGGACAGCUGUUUUCUGUUGGAGAAUGACAAUGGCUCAGAUUUAAGGAGAUGUCAACAAACAGAGGAAAACUGUGAGGUUGUCAAAAGGAUGGAUGAAGAGAGCAAUAAUGAAGAAAAGGUGGAAACCGGACAGAAAGGUGUUGAAGGUGCUCAGAAAGCCACCUCCUUUCCUCAGUUCUGCUCCAAACACCAGCGAUGGGUGAAGAGCAUCCUGCAAGCGUGUCCAAACGAGUGCUCCCAAGAGUUGCAGCUUCAGACCAAUGUGUCUUCAUCUCCUGCACUGUUCCUGUCAUCCUCAUCCGGCUCUUCAUCAGGGGAUCUCACUCCUUCUGGCCUCAUCCCAUUAGCCCCUGACCAACAACAUCCACCUUCACAGACGUCCAUCAUGGCAUCUGAACAAGCAAAUCCUGAAAAUAAUCAGACCUCUGGAUCGACUGUAACAUCUGGGACUGAACCUCGACAUACAAGUGAUGCUCUGCAGCUUGGGCUGUUGUCACCAGUAGUUCGAUUGAUAGACAUUGCCACAAUCAGAGGAUUCUCCCCUCACUUUAAAUGCCACAAAGCACCGCCGAAUCGAAAGCUAACCUCAGGGGAUGAUGCCAUGCAUCGCAAAACACUGAAAUACUCCUUAUUGAACCAACCAAAAGCCUUGGAACGAAAAACUCCUGAAUACACAACACAUGAAGUACAAUCAGCCUCUGUAACUGGGGAUGUAUCCACUUCUACCUACUGUUGGCAAUUUACUAGACAGCAUUCUUCUCGACCUUUGAGGAAGUGCAGACUGGCUUGUCCUUCUAACAUCUAUGCAGCUCUACAGGCUGGGGACAGAGUCAGUCGAAGCGCUUUAGCCCAAACCACCUGUCCAAACAGUUUUCCACUCCUGCAUCAAGAAUUGAAUACCUCUGUUACUCCGACACAAGACUCUAUGACCUCUACUUCUCAAUCAGGGACUCUAAACACAACACGUCCUGCUAACCAGAUCCCUUUAAACACUGAAUCAUCUCAACAAGUUGUCCUUCAAAACUCCAUCAAUUCUCAUCCCGAAAGACACAAUAUCACGACACACUUCCCAGUCGUCUCCACUUCCUCAAACUCAAAUUCUCUCUCUGUCAGCCCUGAGACCAGCAGAGCCCAAAGAGCAGAGCUAAGGUUGUCGCUGACUAGUCAGGCCAUGCUCCUGCAGUCCAAGCUGCUACAGCCGUAUGUGAGUCUUGUCAGGCUGAGCAGGCAGGAGUGCUUUGGAGGGAGCAUCUCCUCAACUGGACAUGUGGAGGCUGUGGUCCAAGACAGCAAUGGUGAUGAUAGUGAGGACUACAGGAUGGAGGCAGGGGAGGAUGCAGAUUCAUCCUUUGAUGUAAAUGUUCUUUACUCGAGCUUCUCUUCAAGCAGUGACGGAGAGAACCCGCUGGAUUGUGACCCUGACUACAAACCUAGCAGGAAGAAGAAAAGAUUUUUUCUAGAGUAUGAGACUGCAAGGUACAUGAAUCUCAUAUGAGGGUUGUUACAUAUUUAUUAAGUGUGAACAGACUUUUUCAGACCUAUGCUGUUACUGAAUUUUUUGAUAUAUGUGCCAUUGCCAAGGUGUACAUUUUACACAGGACUAUAAAUGUCAGUUUUCAGUUUGCUCUGAUGAAAGAGGUAUUUAUGAAUAUAGUUUCUAAAUUACCCAUAUACCACAGUGUGCCUUAACAGCAGUGUGCUGAAGAUCAAAGUCAAGACCUGAACAUUAAAAUAAAAGAGUGGCAAGAUCCCUAUCCUUCAA
This is a messenger RNA of Labrus mixtus (cuckoo wrasse), 2975 nucleotides long. RefSeq lists its product as uncharacterized. Bases 318 to 2708 code for a protein of 796 amino acids. Gene Ontology annotation, cellular component: shelterin complex. Gene Ontology annotation, biological process: regulation of telomere maintenance via telomere lengthening; telomere capping. The record is from RefSeq and is a predicted model, not a curated record. Gene Ontology annotation, molecular function: telomeric repeat DNA binding. NCBI's taxonomy places the organism in Eukaryota, Metazoa, Chordata, Actinopteri, Labriformes, Labridae. The transcript has 7 exons.